CGACAAAGUGUUGCGGUACUGCUUAUACACCAUGAUGUAUGGCUUAGUGUUGACAAAUUUGGAGCCAAUCGUCAUCCUCUUCACUCAUUGCAGGCCAAUCAAGAAGCUCUGGGGGCCGUCUACAUCAGGCACAUGCUGGCCCACAAGAGUCAGAAUCUACUCGGUCUACGUACAAGUCGCAUACUCAGUUACAACCGAUCUGAUCUGCGCAUUCCUCCCAGCUGACGUACUCUGGAACGUCAAGAUCUCGCCCAAUACCAAAUUCGGCGUCUGCGCUUUGAUGUCCUCAGGCCUGCUCGCAACAGUCACAGCAAUUAUCCGCGCCUCAUCACUAGGGACGAGAACUGUGGAUAUGUCAUAUGACUACUGCAUCGCCGCCAUCUGGGCGAAUACCGAACUACACCUCGGCAUCAUCGCCACAAACCUCGCUCUCGGCCGAAUGGUAUGGAGUUUCUUUACGAAGGACAUCAUAUCACCACGGCAUAGCCAUACAGUGAGAUACAGCAUUGGCAGUGGUAAUGCCACUAGUCUCAUAAGAGCGCAGACCGUGAUCCGUAUGCGAUUGACAACCUUCGAACGAGGCACGUUGUGGACAACGCCGCCAGGCAAGCCAAGUUCCACUUGGACCAGUCUCAGACAGACUGACAAGCCCGCAUCUAACAUUUGAACUUUUGGAGGAUUC
This is a messenger RNA of Macroventuria anomochaeta, 682 nucleotides long. RefSeq lists its product as uncharacterized. Lineage: Eukaryota; Fungi; Ascomycota; Dothideomycetes; Pleosporales; Didymellaceae. The record is from RefSeq and is a predicted model, not a curated record. The transcript has 2 exons. The coding region runs from base 32 to 667 and encodes 211 amino acids.